Messenger RNA from Ooceraea biroi (clonal raider ant), 2457 nucleotides. It is a transcript of the gene Ilk, whose product is annotated as integrin linked kinase. Gene Ontology annotation, cellular component: stress fiber; focal adhesion. The record is from RefSeq and is a predicted model, not a curated record. Gene Ontology annotation, biological process: integrin-mediated signaling pathway; cell-matrix adhesion; substrate adhesion-dependent cell spreading. NCBI's taxonomy places the organism in Eukaryota, Metazoa, Arthropoda, Insecta, Hymenoptera, Formicidae. Gene Ontology annotation, molecular function: protein binding; protein serine/threonine kinase activity; ATP binding.
ACUUGUGCUCAUCGCUCCACGUUGUGGACGACGUGACGUGACGGCGUGACCACGUGAGAGAGAGGGGAGGGAUGACAGUAUCCGCCCACUGUGGAGUGGUGUUGGGGCUGGUGUGGGAUGGUCUGCCGCCGUGAUCGUCGUGUGUGUUCACCGUGACGGAGCGUCGAAUCUUAUAUGGUCACUGGUACAGCCCUAGCCGGUGCAGCUUGAUGCGACUGCACGCAGUGCAGGAUCUGGAAUCGCAGUAAUCGCACAUAAAAUCCAAGGGCCGGGCGCGCGCCGAGCGAAGCGCAGCUUUCACGAGGGAGCAUCGCGAUACGCCCGUCCCGUCGCGCCGAGAGUUAAUAAGGUUGCCUUGCUAGUGUUGGUGCGAGAAUAUGGCUAUAUUUAGCGUAUGACGGCUAGCCGUUUUGGAGCAGGAACGGUGCUGUCGCUCGGCGACAUAAUCACCUCACUCGCGCGCAUCUGCCCCGUCUGUGUUUACGAUCGGUUUAUGAUAACGGGACGGAAAAAAUGGAAGAUAUAUUCCAGUGGUGUCGCGAAGGCAACGCUAUGCAGGUUCGCGUCUGGCUGGACGACACCGAGCAUGACAUGAAUCAAGGCGACGACCAUGGAUUCAGCCCACUUCACUGGUGCUCCAAAGAGGGACACUUGAAAUUGGCAGAGUUGCUUGUCAGUAGAGGAGCACGCAUCAACGCUACCAACAGGGGAGACGACACGCCUUUGCAUCUCGCUUCCGCACAUGGACACAAGGAAAUAGUACAGUUGUUACUUCGAAAUCGCGCCGACGUAAACGUCACCAACGAACAUGGAAACACUGCCCUGCAUUACGCUUGUUUUUGGGGCGAUCAAGCGGUCGCGGAGGAAUUGGUCGCGGCUGGUGCACUCGUGUCUAUUGCUAAUAAGGAUGGUGACACCCCGCUCGAUAAAGCCAGGGGUGUCGUGGCCAAAAGAUUGCACGAUCUGGCGGUGGAAUAUGGACAAGACUUGAAGAAGAUUCAGUUCAAGGAUCAGAGCUGGUUAGGCUUGAAGACCAGGAGCCGAGACGCGACUCUGUCGAGGCACAAAGGCAUUAGCAUGGCGGAGCUGUCUCUGCACACGCACCUCGCGAGCACACCGAGCGGUGAGACUUGGAGAGGACGAUGGCAGAACAAUGACAUCGUCGCCAAGAUCUUGAGCGUUCGCGAGUGCACCGCGCGUGUCUCCAGGGACUUCAACGAGGAGUUCCCGAAGUUAAGAAUCUUCUCGCACCCGAACGUGCUGCCGGUGCUCGGCUGCGUGAAUCAGCCGCCGCAAUUGGCGACCGUGUCCCAGUUCAUGGCGCGCGGUAGCUUGCACCGACUCCUGCACGGUGGAACGGGUGUCGUGGUGGAUACAGCGCGUGCCCUUCGACUGGCCCUGGACGUUGCCAGGGCCAUGGCAUUUCUUCACGGAUUAGACCGACAAAAUAGGUGUCGAUUUCAUCUCAACAGUAAGCACAUCAUGAUCGAUGAGGAUUUAACGGCUCGCGUAAACAUGGCGGACUCAAAGUUCUCCUUUCAAGAAGUCGGGCGAAUUUACGAACCGGCAUGGAUGUCACCCGAGGCCCUGAGUAAACGUCCAGUGGACAUUAAUUUGGAGGCUAGUGAUAUGUGGAGCUUCGCUGUUCUUCUGUGGGAAUUGGCGACCAGGGAAGUGCCAUUUGCAGAUUUGUCACCGAUGGAGUGUGGCAUGAAGAUCGCGCUGGAGGAUUUACGUGUAAGCAUUCCACCGGGAAUUUCUCCGCAUCUCGCAAAACUCAUCCGAAUCUGCAUGAAUGAGGAUCCAGGCAAGCGGCCGUCCUUCGAUAUGGUCGUACCGAUUCUUGACAAGAUGAAACGUUAAAAGGUGCCUGUUACUUUUCCGGUAAUGCAUUCAGAGGAGAAAAGUUGGGAUGUAAAUCAAGAAUGAUCGAAGAGUGCCUAACGAAUCUCUAUAUUUAUUGUAAACUGCCUUAAAGAAUUGUUAUUAACAACGAUAGAAUAUUUUUAUAUCAUUGUGUUCUACUAGCGGACGCAUAUACUGCCUUUUAAUUAGGUUUCUAAAUACUGCCUGAAGUAGGUUUCUAGAACCAAUUGUUUAACUCUGUUCUUUAUAUAUAUAUAUAUAUAUAUAUAUAUAUAUAUAUAUAUGAUAUAAUAUUUAUAGAGAAGCAAAAUGUCUAUAUUCGUAACACAAUUAAAUUUUUAAAUGUGGAGUUCUCGAAAACCGUAUGUAUAUUUGGCAUUUGGUAUAUUUAAUGAGAUUGCUAAAGCUUUUAAUAUAAAAGUAAUAGAAUAUAUAUAUUUACAACAUUAUUUACAAAUUAGAAGACAUAUUUUUUAUAAAACUUUUAAUGACACCUCUUCUAUAUCUACGUCAACAGACAUAUUGUGAAUAUUAUCUGUAUAUUGAAUUUAAAACGAUUAAUAAAAUUAAAUAUAUAGUUAUUCAUGUUUA